Phascolarctos cinereus (koala) is the source of this 3908-nucleotide messenger RNA. The record is from RefSeq and is a predicted model, not a curated record. NCBI's taxonomy places the organism in Eukaryota, Metazoa, Chordata, Mammalia, Diprotodontia, Phascolarctidae.
UGGCAUCUACACACAUAUAUAGGCACACAUACACAUACACACAUAUAUCCAGAAAUCUGGAAUGAUUUGUUUUAACUUUGCUGUGAACUCAGUCUUCUUUAGACCUUUCUGUAUUUUGAUAAGAUUUUGUUUGUUUUGGCUGAAUUAACUAUUCUGUUGCUUAAAAUCCCCAGAGAAAGUUAAAAUUUUCAUAUCCAAGAUUCCUGCCAAGUCUAUUCCCGCGUCAGUCUUUCCACAAACCCACAGUCUCAGCGACAAAGGUCCUUCUUCCAAUUCAGAAAGUAUCUUUAGGCGGGAUGUACCUUCUGGCACCAUGAGCAACUUGGCCAAGAGUAACACCGACUUGUACCAUCACUACAAGGUGCUGGCCCCCAAGCUGCUGGAGGAAAUCGCAAGGCUCCUGAUCACCUGCAGGAGCUUGGGCAUCGUCAUGCCCAGGGGCAUGAAAAACAUCUUCGAGUUCACAUGGGAGGAGCUUAUCAUGGAGCCCCCCAGCACAUCAGCAUCCAAGAUCUCCGGCCUGGACGUCUGUUUUGGACAGGUCUCUUCUGUGGAGUUGUCUUUUUCUGCCGCCUCCAGGAAGCCCAUGACCAAGAACUCACCAUCGCCCCCAGCCUUCAUCCAACCGAUGCCCAACAGUUAUCGGGUCCUCCAAAAAUUCCAAAAGAAGUCGCUCCACCUGCUGUCUGAACUCCUCUCCCUGAAACUGAAGAUGAUGACAGAGUCCUCGGCAGGUUCAAGCCCCAUGGAUGUUUCAAAGCAGUUUGUUAAAGCCAGCCAACAAUUGCAUCUCAAGGCCAAGGAGAUAAUUUUAGAGUCUAUUCUGGACACAGUUGGACUGGGGAAAGGAGGAAACCAGUCCAACAUCUUCACUGCCAUAGGGGUGAAUUCUCCUUACCAGCUCGUUUUUCAGUCUUCUAAUGCCUGUCUGAGUUUUUCACUCUCUGGAGCAAAAGAAAGGAGAGGAAGCGUCUUAACAAGAGACAGUGUAAUGGCAGAGAAGGCACCUGGGGGCAUUAGCUCCCUGCGAAGGAUGGUGGCAUCAGGCACGAGGGCCCUUGUUACCUCCAUUUUCAUGACCUCAUUGGAUGUACUCAAGGCUUUCUUACGCAGCCAAGCUAUGGCUUCUGAUCUCUACGCAUCCGUGGUGGCAGGAGCUAUGGCCCAACUGGGCACGGUGACUGUGAUCAACCCCCUGCAGUUGCCCAGUCUGUACUGGUUUAACUAUGAGUUAGUGAAGAUGUGGCUCCGUAAGAUGCCAGUCAAGGACCAGACUUUAGUCAGUAUCAGCUUUGUAGCUGGAGCUUUCUCAGGACCAGUUACUGCUCUGCUCACGCCGCCUUUUGAUGUGGGGAAAACUCAGCAUCAGAUGGAGCUGGGAAGUAAACAGAAGUUAUCUGUUGUUGAUGACUCCACAGGAAGACUUACAGGAAGCAGCAGUAGUGAACCUUUUUUGUUUAAUGACCUCUGUCUUCAGGCCCAGGGAAAGCUGCAGGAAAUGUGUCGAAUUAUAGAAGCUGAAAAGAACUCAUGGAAAGGGAAAAGAUUUUCUUCCCCUGUCAUUUUACACAACUACAGUGACAAGAGGUCCAGUUCUCACUCAAUUAUCUAUAAAGGGGACUCGAAGUCUUUCUUACAUUCUACAGCACGCCCUCCUUACCCUGUUGGCCAUCGGUCUCAGAUACUGGACACCAAGUCGAAGAGGGCCUUCAGGUUUCAUUACACCUUCUAUGAUGGGACCACCUUUGUUUUCUAUCCUUCAGGACAUAUUGCUGUGUGUCAGAUUCCUACGUGCUGCAAGGGAAGAUACACAACCUGCAUUUUCAACGAUACACCAAACUUCCCCAUCAUAGGUCUGUUUACUGCUGAAGGCCAUGGAAGUGUGCAGUAUAACCUCAAGAACCACUAUCCAUGUCUGUUUAUGAUGAAUCAUGAGGGAGGGUGUAUAAAAGACACUAUGGGGCAUGCAGUUCACAAAUGGAGUUGGACCUCCAAGAAGCGGACCUUGACAUCAUUAGAGUAUAAGAUGAAUGAACAAAUUAAACUGAAGAUACACAGUCAAGAUUCCAUAAGCAUCACCUUCAGCGCCCUGAAUGAGAAUGUGACUCUAGUCCUUUCACCUACAGAUUGUCCACAUGGAGCACCCCCUGAGAAGCGGUAUUCUUAUAGAAGCAGCGCUGAAGAAAGAACUUCCAAGAUGAUCCGAGCACUGGUUGAGAUUAAGAAACGAUUUCAGAAGACAGUGUCUCAAUUUAUGAAUUCUGUUUUGCUGUCAGCAGGCCUCCUCACAAUAGACUAUCCAGUGAAGGAUGAAAUAGACCUCAGCCGGUUCAAGAAGAAAUCACCAUCCUCUCUACAGUGGAUUCAGAAGUCAGCAUCAGAACCACUUUCCCACACUCAUUCAGUGUUACAUAAUUCUUCUGCGGGGGACUCACUCUGGGAUGAUGCUUCAUCGGCAGUCGUGAGCACUUCUAAAAAGAAGCCUAUCAAAAUCCCACCCACAGUCCCUGAUAGGUCCAAGUCGGCAGGCGUGCCGGACCCGCGGUCCUCCAGCACCUGGGCUUUUGCUCUUGCUGACUGUCCACUGAUGCUCCGAAAGCUGCUGCUCAGACAGGACACUAGCUUUGGCUGCCGAUGCUUGGUGAAAAGCCCCGCACUCACAGAUGUGGAGUUCGAGCGCUUUAUCUCAGCUCCCAGGGACCCCAACCAAAUCCUGGUGCUCUAUGUGAUGACCAUCCAGAGUUCUGCCAACUCGAGCCAUCUGGAGUGGAUCCUGGACACCCUCUAUUUGCACAGUCAGUGCGGCCGGCCCUCCCCUUGCAUUCAGUGUCAGCAUGACCCUUACCGCCUGCUGCGGUAUAAUAUCCAUGGUGCCCUACAGGAAGAUCCACCACUGUUGGUACAGAAGUAUGCAGUCACACCUGGAAUGAUUCUGAUGUUUGCUGGGGGUAAGCUACUCUUUGGGGGCUUUAUCUUCAACGGAUAUGAAUGCUGUAGCAAGAAGAAUCUACUGAAACAGAUUUUCCUGGCCCGCCAACAUUGCAAGAUGGGUUACUUCCUGCCUGACAACUUCAAAUUUAGCACCCUUUCCCCCUUUCCCCAGAACUUGGAUAACUAUAAGGAUCAAGAAGAGGAGGAAGAUGAACAACAGGAAACAAAAGAGAUGCAGCCAGCCAGAGAGGAGAACAAGAAAAAAGACUUAGAUGCUCUGUCAACAAGCAAACACAUGCAGCUAGAGACCCUCAUUGAGUCGACACCAAUGGAUUUAAAGGCCCGUAGGAAGUCAAUGGUGAUUCAAAAGAGGAUGAGCAAGUGGAAGAAAUGAUGCCAUCUAUCUCAGGAAAUUGUAUUUCCCUAAGGAUACCAGUGCCUCCUGAUCAAAGGGCAUGGGGUCCAAACAUAUAUAAGCAGCCUUUAUUAUUAAUUUUUGCUUCUCCUUUCCCUCCACUUUCCUUCCCAAAGGCCUAUUUGGGAGAAUUGUGAGUGGUCAACUUGAGCUUGUGGAAGCUCAAAGUGAGGUCCCAAGAAAGAUCUGGCUAAGCUGGUCUCUCGCUCCCCUUUCAGUGCUAGCGUCCCUUGGAAGCACUGCUGACUAAAAGCCCAAAGAUGAGGGUCCUUCCAAGGUGCCCCUCGAGAACUAGCUUUCUCCUGGGUGACCGAUGAGUUCAAAGACAGAAAUGACCCAUUCUCAAGCUGAAAAUAUAUAGAUAUUAUUAUUAUUUAAUUAAUCAUAGCACAUAAGUUUAGGUUAAAAGCCAAUAAAUUCUUUAAGUCCCUAAAGGACAUUAAUAGGUCUAAGGCUUGGGCAAGGGGGGUGGGAAUUAAAAGUGAAAGGAAAGGGAGAGGGAUAAUAAGAUGAAGUGAUGGGAGGGAAGGACAAAUAAAGGGAGGGAGGAAGAUAGGAAGGA